Messenger RNA from Tetrahymena thermophila SB210, 1257 nucleotides. Its product is annotated as kinase domain protein, putative. NCBI's taxonomy places the organism in Eukaryota, Ciliophora, Oligohymenophorea, Hymenostomatida, Tetrahymenidae. The record is from RefSeq and is a predicted model, not a curated record. The transcript has a single exon. Gene Ontology annotation, molecular function: GTPase activator activity.
AUGACUACUGUAGAAUCAUGCAAUCAGAAGUAAUAGUUUGAGAUCACUUUUGCAAACUUCGAAGAAAUGAAAUAAUACUUAAGUGAUGACAAGAAUAUAAAGUCUUAAAAGAUAGGUUUGGUUUUCAAAUCUGUAGAUGUAGAUAAUUUUUCUUUGAUAUAGAGAUUUUUCUAAUGCCACUACACAGAAAUAACAGAUUUUUUAUACAUUCAUGAGUGCUCAAACACUUUUACUGAAAAAGAUUGCGAAAAUAUAGCAGAAUACCUUAAGAAAAUGAAUAAUCUACAAUCUUUACAGUUGUUUUUGAGACUAAACAAGAUUAAUAGUGGGAUAGUAUUUAUAUCUAAAAUACUUCCAUGCCUUUAGAAUCUCUAAAAAGUAAGCUUUAGAAUGUAAAGCAACGGAAUAGACAAUGAAGGACUAAAAACCAUUUCAGAAGGCCUCAGUUAAUUGCCUAAUUUGUAAGAAAUAGAAUUGAUGUUAUUAGGUAAUGAAAUCACAGAUAUAGGAUCACUUAGAUAAUUAACUAAUUUGAAAAAUAUGAAAAAGUUCCAUUUCUAAAUUACAAAAAAUAAUGUAACACUUGAACAAAUCAUAGAAAUGGUCGACUAUUUGCAGUCGUGUGAGAGCUUGAGGUACUUAACUUUAGACAUACAACAGCUUCACUUUUCUUCAGAAGAGAGUAUGAAAAUCUUAAUGAAUAAGAUUUGUGAUAUGGCUUAACUUGAGUCUCUUUCUUUAGAUUUAGAAAAUUCUAAAAUUAGUCCCGAACUAGUUGAGAUGUUUACUUAAAGAAUUAGCAAAAUGAAAAAAAUAUUAAAAAUAUCAUUGAAUUUCAAAAACAAUUAGCUUAGAGAUAUAGGAUGUCAAAACAUUAAGAAAAUGCUCUUACAAAUGCCCUAGUUAACUUCUUUAGGUUUAAUUUUAGAUAUAAAUUAAGUCACCACAAUAGGUAUUGAAGAUUUAAUAGAAGGUAUUAGUGCUUUAAAGUAUAUUAACUAGCUGUACUUUAGCAUCAUGGCAAACCAUUCAGAUAAAAUUAAUUCAAUUUACUCCAAGAUUCUUUCUAAUACAUAGUAUCUCAGCUAGGUAUAAAUUCAUGCAAGUGGUAGAUUCAAAUAAAUAUCUGAAGAAUUCGCUAAUUACUACAAAUAGAUUUAUGUCAUGCUCCUUUAAAUGAGUGUGUUCAUCAAUAAUUUCAACGAAUAUCAAAUAUAUAAUCCUUGCUUUAUAAUGCAAGAUCUCUUCUACGAUUGA